This is a messenger RNA of Chara braunii, 7258 nucleotides long. The record is from the annotation of a GenBank genome assembly. NCBI's taxonomy places the organism in Eukaryota, Viridiplantae, Streptophyta, Charophyceae, Charales, Characeae.
ACCGAAACCAGAUUCAGAGGCUACCGACUGGUACUAUGGAGUUCGCGCUACAGCACGAGAAGGAAGUUGCCAAAGUGAUAGAAAACCUCAAGAAGGCCCAACACGGAAUGAUAGAGCAAGCUAACAAGCAUCGUCACCCGUCACAGUUCCAAGUAGGCGACUUUGUCUGGGUCAAGUCUAAAGAGUUUACUCAUGAGGAGAACAUCUCGCAGAAACUGUUGUCUGCGUAUAGAGGACCGUGGCCAGUUCUAGAAGUCAAAGGCGGAGACGACGGACUGUCCUACAAAAUAGACAUUCCAGCACACCUCCACACCUAUGCAGUUUUCCAUGCGUCAAAGUUGUUGCCUUGCAUUACGAGCCAGCAGUUCCCAUCGAGAAGAUCCAUGAUCCCUCCGGAUAUGGACGGAAGGUGCGACAUUGACGGCAUAGUAGAUGAGGAUGUAUUCAAGACAGGAGGUAGAGGUCGUCCACAAAAACAGUAUAAAGUCAGAUUUGCCUACCAAGAACCCGAGGACGAUCGCUGCUUUACGCGAACAACAGUUCCCAUCGAGAAGAUCCAUGAUCCCUCUGGAUAUGGACGGAAGUUGGUCAAUACAGGGAUGGUAGAAGGAGAUGGGGACCUGGAAGUGAGAGCAUACCCGAUGGACUGGGAGAGGUUUUACAGAAGUGACGGAUCGGAUGACGAUGCGCUAGAUUGGCAAUCGGACGAUGAGAAGGAAGAGGAGGACCAAGGGGAAGGAUUAGACAUUAGCAACAGUGACGGCGAUGAUCUGCACAAGAUCGCCAAAACGGAUAGGGACAUAACGAUAAGGUGGGUGCAAGUCUUCUCCAAGAUCGAUCUCAAGUCUGGCUACCACCAGAUUGAAGUCGAUCCUGCGGACCAGCACAAAACUGCGUUCAAAACACGCGAUGGGCUUUACGAGUUUACCGUAAUGCCCUUCGGUCUCACGAACGCACCGGCCACCUUCCAAAGCCUCAUGGACAAAGUCCUCCGCGAACAGAUUGGCCGGUUCGUGGUGGUCUACCUCGAUGACAUUCUGGUCUUCAACAAGUCAAUGGAGGAACACCUCAAGCACCUUGAGGAGGUGCUGACCAUCCUCAAGAAGACGCAACUCCAUCUCAAAUUAGAGAAAUCCGAGUUUGGGAAGGAUAGUGUCAUAUAUCUUGGGCACCGGUUGUCUGCUGCAGGCCUAGAGCUUGAAGCAACCAAGGUGGAGGUCAUACGCAACUGGCCUCAGCCCGCAAACAUUCGCGAACUGCGUUCUUUUCUUGGUCUCGCGUCAUACUAUCGGAAGUUUGUGCCCCGCUUCUCCAUUGUUGCGUGUCCGUUGUCUCGACUAACAAGUAAGAAUGUUCCCUACUCUUGGGACACCGCGUGCACGACCGCCUUUCAAGCCUUGAAGGACGCCUUGGUAAGUUACCCGGUACUCCGCAUUGCAGAUCCCAAACUGACAUUCAUAGUUACUACGGAUGCAAGUCAGUAUGGAAUCGGUGCAGUGCUGCAACAAGAUGACGACGAUGGCUUGCGGCUACUCGAGUACUAUAGCAAACACAUGCCCAGCGUAAAGGUAGCCACUUCCACCUAUAUGCACGAGCUCUAUGCUUUGCAUAUGGCGUUGGAUCACUGGAAACACUAUCUUAUGGGACGCCACUUCAAAGUCUUCUCAGAUCAUGAGACCUUGAAGUGGAUCAAACAACAAACUACCCUGUCCCCUACCUUGCUUCGCUGGUUCCAUGAGAUUGACAUCUUCGAUUUUGAAUUAAGACACAAAAAGGGUUGUUAUAAUCGAGUCGCUGACGCAUUGUCUCGCCACCCUGAGUACAUGACUUGCCUUGUGAAAUCCUACGACCUCCGGAAAAAACUGAAGGAGGAGCUCGUAGAGCAGACAACCAAGGAUCUGAAACUUAGUUUUAUCCUUGAGCGGCUGCGGGCUGAUCCUAGUAGUCAGCCUGAUUUUCACGGGGCCAAGUAUGAUCGCUUGCUCAAAGUGGCCAUUGCAGCUAUGACCAAGCGACAGCACGCCAUGAUCCAUCAUGCGAACAAGAAGCGCCGACCGUCGGAUAUUGAGGUUGCUUUCUCCAAGUCUUGUCUGGGAGGAGUGGGCAAAGAAUGGGUGUUGGCAGAGGUCAAUGCUGUUGGCUUCAAAGAUAUUGGUGAGUGGGCCAAGACCCUUACUCUCAGGCAAUUUCUUCAGAAGAUUAAGGAGAGGUUCCUGGAUAAGACAACGGCCGAUAAGGCCUUCGACGAGCUCACCACGAUAGGCCAGAAACGUUGGACUUUUGUCGAUGCCUUGUCUCGUGAAGUGGAUCAUCUCUUGCAGGUACCUGGACUGAACCUUCAGGACAACCAGGUUCUUUACAUCUACUCACGUGCAUUGCCCGAGCCCAUUCAUGGACAGCUCGUGGCCGAAGCAAAGUCUAGUAAGUAUAAUAAUCGGCAGUUUCGUAACCUUGCUCUUAAGAGAGAGCAAAUGACCAUACAGGUCAAAGGUACGAACGCUUCAGUAGUCAAGACGAGACCAGUUGGUGGGUACGGCGAGCGGGUCCUCUGGCGGCAAAAGCGCCAGGACCAUAUGCUUGUGUUAUUUGACGAUGAAACAGUAGAGAAGUUACCUCUUUGUGAGACUGAGGGAGGAAGAGGUAACAACGGCAGUGAAUCUGAGAAGGGUGAUGUCACUGCCGUAUUGGCCAACAGGGGAGGCCAAAACCAAUGGACGAAGAAGAAGAGGCUACACUCGUUUCCCGAGCAUCCCGACAUCGCAUUCGGGAGACUUUGGGAAAAGAUGAACAUGACUCGGGAGGAAUGGCAGUCCAAGAUGGAAAACCGCCAAUGCCUCAAGUUGGACUUCAUGCAGAAGACUUUGGACCAGAUCCUGGACGUUCUGACCAGGCCAGGAUUUAGGCCACCAGCACAGUCGCCGUUGCCGUUAACGGCAAUGUCAGGCCCCUUUCCAGUACAAGCUGGCACACAGCCAAGUGGCACGUCCGCAGCAACCGCACAGACUGUUGCAUCUUCUUCUUCGGGUAUAGCGGUGGUUGCUACACCACAGCAACAAUCUGUUCCGCAACAGGGACAGCCGCAGGGUCAAUGGUUUCCUAAGACACCAAUGAAACCGCCUCUUGCCUUCUCAGGCGAGAGAAAGGACGAAGAACUCAACACUUGGUUGAGAACAGUCCCGGUUUGGGUGAAGGCAAAGUUGCUGGAGGACGAAGUGGUUACUGUUGCAUCUUACCUUGAGGGUAAGGCAGCCAAAUGGCUAGAUGGUGUAGUUGUGAAGGCCGGCGCCUUUGUAGACAUUGGCUCCACGAGAAACUUCAUAUGUCGUGAUUGCGUUGACAGAUUGCGCCUAGAGGACCGGGUGCAGCGCCUUAGUAGACCGGUAGCAUCUACUUUGGCCAACAAAGAGUGCAUGAUGGUAGAGGACUACGUUAAAGACGUGGUUUGCAGGUUUUCCUACCCAGGAGGAGAGAUCAACCAUAAGAUAUCAUUCCUGGUGAGCGAUGAUUUCCACUUUGACAUGUUAUUGGGCAUGUACUACCUCGAGGUUGCCAAGCCCCAGUUUGACUGGGACAAGAAGGUGUCGAAGCACGAGUUGCCUAAUGGGAGGACCGUUAGACUGGCCAAGUAUAAAGUCGGUAGGUUAAUAGACUCCUAUGGGUGCUUAUGCAAAUCUGCCUUCUAUUAUAAACAGAACCAAGAGGAAGGAAUGUACUUAGUCUAUGUCUUUGCAAAAGGGGAGGCCGUUAAAACACCCCCAGAGAUAGAGACCAUCGACGCUAAGUACCCUGAUCUGUCCGAGGAGCCCUCUGGAGUCGUAGAAAGGGAGGUUGUCCAUGCCAUUGAGAUCAUCCCAGGUAGCAAGACACCUAAGGGAAGAAUCUAUAGGAUGGCUCCGACCGAGUUGGCCGAGCUUCGUCGGCAACUGAAAGAGCUCAUAGAAAAGGGAAGGGAAGAAGUUGAGACCGGUAGAGUACAUGAGCUAAAAGAUGCCAUCAAAGAAGUUGGCAAUGUCCACCUACAAAAGGGAACUAUAUGCUCUCUACAAGGCACUUGUCCACUGGAGGCAUUAUCUGUUAGGGAGGUUUUCUAUUUGAGAACUGACCAUCAGACCCUCAAGUGGAUCAAAACCCAAUCAGUUCUCUCCGAUGCACUCAAAUGCUGGAUUGAAGUCAUAGAUCAGUAUGACUUUAAACUAGACUAUGUGAAGGGAGAGUACAACAAGGUUGCGGACGCGUUGUCUAGAAGGGCAAACUACCAAGCUGCGCUGAUUUAUGAGUUUGACUUAUCUGACGACGUGACUCGAUCUUUGGGGGAAGCCUACAAGGAAGAUCCCAUCACGAUGGACAUCAUCAACAAACUGCAGGCCAAAGACAAGAUCACCACUGAUGAGUUUGUGAUGAUGGAUGGGAUCACUGGGAUGCUCUUUCUUGAGAAGGCAAGGUUUAAAAGAUUAGUUGUUCCAUCUAGGGAAGUUUUGCGUAGUUUAUUUUUAGGAGAAUGCCACGACGCAAUGGGACAUUUCGGCUAUAAGAAGACUAGUGCUAACUUAGUACAGCGAUUUUGGUGGCCUAACAUGUUAGACGAUGCAAAGAAUCAUCUUAACCCCCAGAAUCCGGAUCGGGGAUUCCGGGGCAACCCAGGUGAUGUGAUGUCCCUCCGGAGGACGACUUCUGACUGUUGCCGAUACUUCCACAAGUCUUUAGAUGACUCCUGCCCAAAAAAACGUGAUAAUAUUAAGAAGGGGCAGGAGGAAGAAAAGGGCAAUGAGGGGAACGGGGAGAGAGACAAUGAGGAUAAGGAAGGGAAUGGGGACAAGGUUGGUGACAAGGGAGAAGAAACACAAGGAGGAGAGAAGCAAGCAGAAAAGGAGGUGGAUGGAGAUAAGCGGAAAGGGAAAGAGAAGGGGAAAGAGAAGGGUGCGAGGGUACGGCAGGAAGGUGUGCCAAGAAAAGAUUCUGGAAAUCAAGGUGGCAUAAGGAAGGAAAGGGAAAGAAGGGGAGAGAACGGGAGAGGGAAAUGCAAGGGAAAAGGGAAAUGGAAGAGCAAGGAGGUAAGUGACGAAAAAGGAGACGAAGAGUUGGUGGUAAGCGGAAAGACAGGUGGUGGUAAAGGGGAAGGGGCGAUAAGUAGCAAGAUUCCCUGGGAAGGGCAAUCUAAUUACGGACCGAGGGGGUGGGGGGGGAUCUUGGGGAAGAGGGGGCAUGAAGUGAUGAAUAUCCUGGGUUCCGAGGGCGGGGAGGGGAGUGUAGUGGAUGGAACGGUGGAUGCGAGGGAAGCGAGGGUACUUAUGUUGAUGGGGAAGCGAGGCAAGAUAGUCGGGAUAGAAGGUGGAGAUGGUACGGCGGAGGGCAGCGCAAAAAUUCUCGUAGUUUUCGCAGGCGGGGAUCGUACCAGAGACAACACAAUAAACUUUUAUGUUAUUGUAUUCCCGCCAGUUCGCACUAAAGAGAAGGACGUGGAGAAAGAAGGAAUCGACGAGGGAGCGAGUGGUAGAGUGCGGGACGAUGGUGAUCAGGAGACGCGUGGCGUAGAGUUGAUGGAAGAGGGUGGGCGGGAAAGGACACCAUCCAGCGGGGAAAGGGGGUCAACCCGGGAGUUGACGGGUCAUCAUAUGRAAKUGYUGCYGAACAAGRUAAGGCGAYAUCCRGACAUAAGAGGACUGCAGCUGCAUAACGGGGAGGACUGCAGAGUGAAGGCGUUGGCGGACGACCUCUUCGCAGUAAGCGAAAACACAGCAGGAUCUCUGACCGCCUUGAAAACGUUAGCAGCGGGCAUCGUUAAGUUCAUCAAGAGGUUAGUAGCCAAAUUCCUAUGGAAGCCGCACUCUCAGAACAGCGAAGGUUUCAUAUCUAAAGUUGCGAUGGAGUUGCUGACAUACCCCAGGGAAAAGGGGGGUCUGGGACUCAUUGACCCCGCGCGAAAGAACCAGGCUCAGCUGAGAGGCUGGGUAGCAAAGGUUGCCACAAGAUCUGAGUUGGAGCACUGGGUACUGCUUGCUGAACGCAUCCUGAUGUCUGAUUGGGGACUGAAGAAGGCAAAGGAUGUCUGGGCAUGUUUUUUCAUUCCGUCAUUCAGAAAGAAGAGACUCAAGUCUGCAUUUUGGGAGGCAAUCCGCAAAGCAUGGCAGCAGGCCCCGCCUGAUAUGCAGAGCACUCCGACUACCAAGGAGGAGGUCCUGAACCAGAUUUUGUUUGAGAACCCAUAUAUCACCAAACAAAACUCUGGUCCAUUCCCUGUGGAUGGAUCGACAGGCAGCUUUGGGCAGGCUUGGGUCAAGCGGGGUAUAGUCCGGAUCAAGGAUCUGUGGUCCCUUGCCCUAGGGGGAUGGAGACCGCUGUCGGAACUGAAGGAAUCGUUAAGAGGGAUGCAACUAGUAGAGCGACACUGGCGAGAAAUCAUUAACUCUAUUCCUCAUACUUGGUUGGAGUUGCUAGGUCCAGAGGGUCUAGACCCGCUCGGGGUCUGGUACGUUUCAGAUCAGGAGCUGGAGGGCAACGCGCUGUGGAAAGUGAAAGAGAUACUUCCAAGUGGUUUCCGCAGAGUAGACCGCUGGCGCUGUUCCGGUCCAUUCAAUGUCCUAGAUUGGAUAGAGGAAGAGACCGUCAUGCAGUGGGACAACCCUGCCCAGGUCCGGGUAGUGGAGUGGAAGGGUAAAGGAUCGUUGUCGAACAGGCUCACCUGGGUGGGAAAGACCCCUCUGCGACAGCUCAGCAUUGAUCCGCUGGCUUGGGGCUGGGUCAGCGGAGGGUCAGAGAAGCCCCCCCUCAGAUUGCUAGAGUACACGGUGGCGGAAGGAUACCAGCAGUCCGCAAGACAGAUCAAAGAACCAGUGCAGGUGGYCACCUCACGUUGGCAGGCGGUCUGGGGCGAAKAGCUGACGAACGMGAAACAAGACUUCGAGAGAUUGUGGAAGGCACURACCCUACUCCCYAAUGGGAAGCAGAGGAGAGGGGCGGGGGAGGAAGAGGCAGUGGGCGGGGCGAAGAGGGAGGAGGGGACCCAUGUGCACGUGCCUAUAAGAAGGGUGUUGUGCUGCAAAGAGGACAGCAAACGCCUCUUGGAGCCACAAAGAGGAGACAAAUGUAAGGUUGCUGCGCACGUGCGACGGGACCGUGUGCAGCAGGAAGAGCACGUGGGGUGGCCGUUGUGCAUGUGCGAAGUGCCAGACACCGGAGGCGAGUGACGAAGUGUUGCCAAUCAGUGCUGCGGGAAGAGGACGUGGGGUGGCCGUUGUGCACAUGCGAAGUGCCAGACACC